AACCUAAUCUGGAACUUUGUGAAGGUGGAAAGCUUCCCAGUUCAAUGCGGGGGAGUCGUGACUCUGCUCUCCAUUGGCCUGUGUGCCUCUGCCUUAUAUCCUGUAUGCCUCUAUUUGGGAGAACCAAAGCUCACUUCACCAAACUAGGUAGAUCUCUUGCUCUCACAGGGUUGAAUAGCACACUCAUCGAUCGCCUGUAGUUGCCAAAGUACUCAGCAUCUUACUCGACUCGGGCUUCGUGUGACAUUCUUGGGAGGCGUGUUCUUGUCAACCCAGCCGAGCCCUGUCCUUGAGGUCAACUUGCUCUUCUAGAAAGAUGCCCAUGAGAAAAAGGCGAUAGAAAACGCGAGCUUGACACGAAAUCCGAGAGGUUCUGUCGGUGUGGAAAUUGGUUCUUUUUUUAAUGUAUGGAAGCGUACGGUACAGAGGCGAUGCUGGCGUGGAAAACACUCGUUCACGAAGCCAUCUCAACCUUCUAUACAAUAAGCUGCAAAAGGCGUGGAAAGGCGUGAAGGGCAGAUUGGAGCGGAAAGAUGCAUGUGCAUGACCAAAAAGAAACACGCCAUGCAUCUGUGCGGGGUUUGGUGAUUCAUCCUUGGGAGUGAUUUCUUCUCUGGCCUUAUGUUGGAGAUUCACAGGCGAAGAUCUGGUGGUGGUGUUGUGCCCUGCCAAAGCUCAUCUUCGCUUGUGCUGCUCUAGUGGAAGUUCAGCGAGGACUUCACGAAGCAAAAAAAGAGCUUAGGGUGAGCACCUUCCAGCACCUUGCGCGAAGAGAGAAGCGAGAACGCGCAGAGGAGUAUAAAGUGCCCAGCACUGGCUUGAUAGAAAUUCCUUGAUUCCCAUUGCUCAUUAUUGUACUGUACUUGAGUACCAUCUUCUUCCAUACAACUGCUCUUUUCGCUCGCUCUCCUUCUACGCACUAGUACAGAACAAUACAGACCUCACUUUUCUCUUCCCUCACCUCGAACUUACCAUCUUACCAUCCAUCUCCUUUGCCGUAGCCUCACCGGGGAUAAAAGUCGCAACCUCCCUGACAAACGCUCUCGUCGCUGCUCGAUCUACUCUCCACCCACCUCCCACCACCAUUCAUCUCACGACUCCGCAAAUCAUUGUCUCUCUACUUCAUCAGGCGCUUCUUCAAAUCUCUGCGGCGCAAUAGAAAGGUAUGUGACAGUACCUCAUUGCAUCCGUCUGAGGUCUCGAUCUUCACCUUCCGUCAGCUUGCGUUGAAUCGUUGAUCAUGACCUCCCUACGUACUGUACUCCUACAAUACCAUGACAUGCUAAUCGAUCUUCCGAUAAAGCACACCCCACGAGCCCAUCGAUCUCUCUCGAUAUGUCUAAACGAAAGAAGCGUGAGUCAUAUGGCAUUCCGACGCCUGAGGAUACGAUGAGCAUUGGUACAACCCCGAAGAUUGAAGAGGUGAGCUCCGUUGGUCUGACGUUCCAAAAGACACGACCCAAGGAAGCAAUGAGAUGGAUACAGGUGGUCACCAAAACGGCACUGCCGCCACGAGGUCGAGUAAGGACCCCCUCACAUAAUAGAUGCGGAGUUUAUUUAUUGACAUAACUCAGGUAAACGACAACGAACCGAAGACUCUAACCAGCCAAGCGGUGUCGAUCAAGGUGGUCUUGAGAUAGUUGGUCAAAAUGUGAAGAAGCUCAUCGACGCGAUUGAAGAACUGAGAAGUAUAGGACUCAAAAAGCAUGUUACCUGCCUUCCUGAACUUGUUUUGGUUGGCGACCAGAGCUCGGGCAAAUCUUGCCUUAUGGGUGCUAUCGCACACAUCAGUCUUCCAAGAGGCUCAGGUACUUGUACGCGAUGCCCAACCAAUAUCAGAACCUCUGAAGCGGAGAAAUGGACCUGCGAAGUAUCGCUGCAGGAAAUGUACUCGUAUGACCCGAGAUCGAAGGCUGGACCAUUUCCAAAUUGGGUCGAACGCCAGGAUGCCCUUUCUAACAAGCCUUUCAAGACAAUUGGAGACAAGUCUGAAUUAGAAGAGGUGAUGAAGUGGGCACAAAUCGCUAUCUUGAAUCCCGACAAGGACAGUAACUUGUAUAUCCCAGGAACUGCUACUCAAGCACAAGAAGCCAUACUUCGCAACGGAUCCGGAGAUUACUACGACCAAACUAUCUUUUCCCCGAAUGUGAUAUCGGUGGCCAUUGCUGGACCAGGACUCUCGAACCUAUCUUUCUACGAUCUGCCUGGCCUUUUUAAAGUUUCGCGUAACAAGCGUGAGGAGGGUGGGCCAAAGUUUUGCGAGAAUCUAACAAUAAAGUAUGUUCGGCAUGAGAGAGCCCUUAUUAUCUGUGCAAUGUCUAUGCACAACGACCCCGCUGUCUCUGUUACGAAGGAGGUUAUCAACCGUUGCAAAGCCAAUGAUCGAUGUGUUGGUGUUCUUACAAUGCCCGAUAGAAUGCAAGGUGUAUACCACCAAGACUAUAACGAUCUCUUCGAAAAGAAAGCCUAUGUUCUUCCUUACGGUUACUUCGUGACAAAACAGCCAGGUGUAGACUCCCCGCUGCCCAAAAACCCUCUGACCUCCGACUACCAUAGGCGGGCCCUCCUAGAAGAAAAACAUUUUUUCGAUCAGAGCCGUCUUUAUGGGUCCAAUGGCAUCUGGUCACAUUUUAGGUCGAGAUGCGGUACUUCUAUGAUCCAGGAGUUCUUGUCAAAAGAGUUUGUUCAAAUGAUCCUGCGAAGGUAUCCCAAUCCAAUCAAUCCCUUAGUUAGCAACGCUUAAACUAACACAUUAUAGUAUUCCUGAUAUUCAGAGUGAUGUUCAAAACCAGGCUAGGGGGAUUCAAGCAGAGCUGGAGAACCGGCCAGAGGUCUGUCACGAACAAGCCCAGUUUAUCGUCCGUCAGCUUCUAGCCAAAUUCAGCGAUGCUGCAGAGGGGCUACUUGGUGGAAAUGCGCGACGCAAUAAUGAAGGCGGAACAAAGCGACGCGAAGAAUCUUUUCAAUACCAGUGGAAAAAGUUGUCUUCACGAUUCCGAGACACCCUAGAGCACAUGCAGUUUGAAAUGAACUGCAGUCAAGCCCCAUCGGAUGGGGCACGUCCUAGAACUGAAGAGCAGAUCAAUUUGGUAAGUGACGAUGAUUACGCGAACGAAGGUAACAAUAGAGCUCAAACAUCACGGCAAGCAUUCGAUACCACAGUUCUACGACCCCCAACAAAAAUCCAAUCCGACUACAAACUCCAAUCAAACAGGAGUUAGCUUCACCUGGUGGGAUGCGUAGGCUAAUGCCGACUCAGCUUGGUCUUAAGUACGGCCCUUUUUGUCAGGACUACCUCUACUCCGGCCGCAAUUUCAUGACAAUCGCGGAUUUACGAAAAGGUAUUGAUUUUUAUACCGGAUUUGGUGAGCCUGAUAACGUGAGCUUCACAAUCAAGGAGGAGUAUGCACUAACAGCUAUUCAACCAUGGAAGCUGCCACUCGAGACUUUUCACAAUACUACUUUUACAAUAUUGGGAAAGGAGAUUAUCCAGGUGCUUUCUGAGGUUCUCAAAAACUACAAGGAUACUCUACUAUUCCGAAGAUCUAAGGAGUACAUUAGUGAUUUAAUUAAUCACUACGAAAUGAUUCAGCGAGAGAAGCUGUUCGACUUGUACAAUAUUGAACACGCAGCACUUUUUACAAUGAACCUCGAUGGAUUUAGAGAAUACAAGCAGCAAGCUCUGGCUAAAUUGAACACAGCACGCAAGGAAGCUCGCAUCGAAGCCUGGUUGAACACUGUCAAGGGCCGCCACAAGGACAAGGAGCACUUGCGGAAAAAUGUGAAGGAAGAAGAUUUAGCCAGAUUUUCUAUGUUCCACAAAGAACUAGAAAUUGCUGCUUAUGUUAUUGGUUAUUACAAUUUGGCCAGAAUUCGAUUUGUCGAUACCGUAUGCUGCAGUGUAAAUGUUACCACAUUCGAGGCAAUGAAGAAGGGCUUCAAAACCCUGCUCGAAAGAAAGCUCGAUCUUUUUUCACCAAAUUGUAAGUUCUCAAAUCUUUCAUUAUUCUAACUCAAGCUGAGGGUUCUUUAGGUGAUGAAAUUGCCCAGAUGCUCAUUUCGGAAAAUCCCACUCUCGCAAACGAGCGCAGCGAAUUGCUAAAAACCCAAAAGAAGUUGGAGAAUGCGAUGAAGGUUCUUGAGGGUAUUAGGGCAUUGACUGAUAAUGGUCGUCGUGAUUCAGAGGUUACGAUGGAUAUCGAUAUGAUGGAUCAGUCAGAGAACAAUGGCUGGGGCAACAACGUUCCAGUCCAUCCGGAUGACGAAACGAUUGAUUUCGCUCAAUAA
Molecule: messenger RNA, 4287 nt
Organism: Hymenoscyphus albidus
Lineage: Eukaryota; Fungi; Ascomycota; Leotiomycetes; Helotiales; Helotiaceae
Source: the annotation of a GenBank genome assembly